Neolamprologus brichardi is the source of this 2528-nucleotide messenger RNA. The record is from RefSeq and is a predicted model, not a curated record. NCBI's taxonomy places the organism in Eukaryota, Metazoa, Chordata, Actinopteri, Cichliformes, Cichlidae.
UCACUGCAAUGGAAGAGGAGUAAGGGAGGGUGGAGGACACCGGCUACAGCCCUGCCUCCAAUCUGCAUGUGAGUACACAGCAGAGUAGACACACGGCAGGGAAGCAGAGCACCAUCACAGGGCAACAAAGGGACGCAUGGUUCAUACAAGGUAUCCAAUAAAGAAAAGAUCUGAGACACGUUUCGCCUGGAAGCGUUUGAUUACAUCCGUCUUCACCUCAGAGUAUAAAAGCACAGCACAGACAUGGAGCUGGAACACUUUGAUGAGCGGGACAAGGCUCAAAGAUACACCCGAAGGGGCUCGAGAGGGAAUGGGCUCCCCAGUCCCACUCACAGCGCUCACUGCAGCCUGUACCGAACCAGGACACUGCAAGCACUAAGCUCAGAAAAGAAGGCCAAGAAGAUCCGUUUCUACCGCAAUGGAGACCGAUACUUCAAGGGGAUUGUGUAUGCCAUUUCUCAGGACAGAUUUAGGUCUCUCGAAGCACUCUUGGCUGACCUUACAAGAUGUCUGUCAGAUAAUGUCAACUUACCCCAGGGAGUACGGACCAUAUACACGAUUGAUGGGUCAACAAGGAUCGCCAGCAUGGACCAGCUGGUGGAAGGAGAGAGCUAUGUUUGUGCGUCUAUAGAGCCAUACAAGAAGGUGGACUACACAAAGAAUGUAAAUCCUAACUGGUCAGUUGGUCCUAAGACUGCCGUGUCUGUCCGUGACCCUUCUUCCCUUGGUAGUAGCAAGACUGGAUCUCCAGAAACCAGGGAGAGCAAGGACUUCAUCAAGCCCAAACUGGUGACGAUUGUCCGCAGUGGAGUAAAACCUCGCAAGGCUGUACGGAUCUUGCUCAACAAGAAGACUGCACACUCCUUUGAGCAAGUCAUGACCGACAUCACAGAUGCCAUCAAGUUAGACUCUGGAGUCGUCAAAAGGCUUUAUACCGUUGAUGGGAAGGCGGUCACCUCCCUUCAGGACUUUUUUGGGGACGAUGAUAUAUUCAUUGCUUGUGGUCCCGAAAAGUUCCGCUAUCAAGACGACUUCAACCUGGAUGAAACUGAAUGCAGGGUAACAAAGUCUGCAUCAUAUGGGCGGCUGCCCUCAGUACACGGUCGCUCUUCCCCAAGAAGUGGUGGAAUGCCCCGCAGGAGCAAGUCUCCCUCAUCUGCCGGUUCAGCUAACGGCACUGCAGGCAGUCAGCUGUCCACACCUCGUUCUGGAAAGUCUCCAAGCCCCUCUCCAACCAGUCCAGCUAGCCUCAGAAGACGACAGGGAUCUCAACACAGUGGUUCUUCACUCUCCUUGGCGUCUACCAAAGUAUGCAGCUCAAUGGAUGAAGGCGAUGGGCCGAGCAGCGAAGCUGAGCCAAUGGAUGAGUACUCUUCAAUCCCUGCCUCCAUAGCAGAGAGGUACAAAGUGGGAAGGACUUUAGGGGAUGGAAACUUUGCUGUGGUCCGAGAGUGUGUGGAGAGAUCCACUGGAAGGGAGUAUGCGCUCAAGAUCAUCAGCAAAGAUAAGUGCAGGGGAAAGGAGCACAUGAUACAGAGUGAAGUAUCAAUCCUUCGGCGUGUGAAACAUCCCAACAUAGUUCUUUUGAUUGAGGAAAUGGACACGCAAAACGAGCUCUAUCUUGUAAUGGAGUUAGUUAAGGGGGGUGAUCUCUUUGAUGCCAUUACAUCUUCUAACAAAUACACUGAGCGCGAUGCCAGUUCUAUGCUGUUCAACCUGGCAAGUGCUAUCAAGUACCUGCACAGUCUCAAUAUUGUCCACAGGGACAUAAAACCAGAAAAUCUGUUGGUAAGUACGACUCUGCACAGAGCAUCUGUAUCAUGCAUCAAGAUGCAAGAGUGUUGUUUUUCUGCGUCAAGUGUCCUUUAUGUGUUGUGUUCAUAUUCAUAUUAUAGAUAUGGACUAAAGGUUGACAUUUGGGCAGCGGGUGUCAUCACUUACAUACUGCUGUGUGGAUUCCCUCCCUUCCGUGGGAGUGGUGAAGAUCAGGAGGCGCUUUUUGAACAGAUUUUGAGGGGCCAGCUUGAAUUUCCUGCACCACACUGGGACAAUGUGUCAGACUCAGCCAAGGCUCUGAUCACUGGGAUGCUGCAGGUAGCAGAGGAUAAAAGAUAUACAGCUGUACAAGUCCUUGAUCACUUGUGGGUCAAUGAUGAUGGUGUGUCAAAGAAAGAACAUCAGCUGCCAGUGGCUGGGAAGAUCAGGAAGCACUUUAACACCAGAGUGAAGGUCAACAGCACUACAGCUGGAGUGUCCGUGAUCACACUGGACCAGGACUUAACCAUCAAGAAGUCAGGGUCUUUGGACCGCUACCAGCAUCCUUUGUACUGGAUAAGACCACGCCACUUGAUAAAGAGAAGCAAGUUUUCCGACGAAGACGCCACCAGGAUGUAAAGGCCCACCUCCCUCAUGGUGUCCGUGCCAGCCCCUCCCACGGCGCAAACCGUGGCCUUUCCCCUGCUGAGGUCACUUCAGAGUCCGAAGACUAUUCUCCAAGUUCGGCUGACACUGUCCGCUCACCCACUUCU